Hemibagrus wyckioides is the source of this 4370-nucleotide messenger RNA. Its product is annotated as catenin alpha-2. Bases 1 to 4152 code for a protein of 1383 amino acids. The record is from RefSeq and is a predicted model, not a curated record. The transcript has 6 exons. Gene Ontology annotation, cellular component: adherens junction; catenin complex. Gene Ontology annotation, molecular function: actin filament binding; beta-catenin binding. Gene Ontology annotation, biological process: cell-cell adhesion; cell migration. NCBI's taxonomy places the organism in Eukaryota, Metazoa, Chordata, Actinopteri, Siluriformes, Bagridae.
AUGGCACUUGUUGCUAUUAGACACAAGAGAGCCAAUCACAGGGCUUUGCCAGCAAACUACAUGAAUAAUUUGUUGCUACUGGGUUGCUGGUGGUUACAAGGAGCUGCUACAACAGCAGUGAUGGCCUUCCUGGUAGAAGACAGCUUGAUAAAGACCAGUUUGAUUGAGCAGGUUGUCGCCCCCAUCACCGCUCACAUUUGCUACCUCACGCUGCUGUCUGAAGCUGAUGACACGUCAGGACAGUUCAUCCAGCUGGAGGCUUCAGCUCGUGCUGUAGCAAAAGCCUCCAGAAACAUGGCUGAUGUAGCAUCGAGAGUGAUGGCAGAGUCAGAUGAUGAUGUCAUGAGGUUGGAAAUGGGUCUACUCCUGGAACCUCUAAUGAUGUCAGGUCAGCACGUACUUCUUGCCACUCAAAAGCUCAGCAUACAGCCAGAGGUUAGAGAGCACAGAGAAGAACUUAUUGAAGCAACACAGAAUGUGCUCCUAGGAGUUGUGAAGGUUCUUUUAGUGGAGGAUGAUGCAUCUGUAAGGAAAAUAACUACAGCUGCUCACUGGCUUCUGGACUGCCUAAGAAACAUUGGAGACGCUACAGACAUGUCAUCAUUACUAAAAGCAUUCCAGGCAUUUUCCAAGGCAUUACUAUCACUUCACGACUUGGUAAUGAAUAGAGUAAAAGACCUACGUGAUCACAGGCAUGAAGAUUGUGUGAAAACAUCUGUGGAAAUAUUGAGAAGAAGUAUCUCAAUGCUUCACACUGCCAUGUACACAACAAUCAAACACCCAACCAGUGAGGUGGCACAAGAGUCAAAGAACUACAUCCUCCAACUAGUGGAGUCCACUAUACAUGAUAUCAUAAUGACAUUCGAAGGAAACUGUCAGUGCUUGUCCGUGAGCUUGUGUGGAUAUUACACUGACAAACGAAUCAGAUUGUUGAAAUCGCUGUCUGAUCCAGCAUUCAAUUUGUUUAAAGACAGUAACUUUGAUGCGGUGCUGCGUGAUUUGGUGUUCCAUAGCAUGGCUGUCGCAAACUCCUGUCAGAGAGAAAUUAGGUCUUGUGUGACUGCAAAUUGUAAGCUUGUUCUGCAACUGUGGUCAGAGAUAUCACAGCAGAUGAGACAGAUAAAUAUAAAUUGCACAGAUAAGCAGGAGCCAAAAGAUCAUCAGGAGAAGUUGCGUGUCUCUUUAAUGAUACAAAUCCAUGAGCUGGAUGAGGCAGUGGUAAAAGCAACUUUAUAUCAGGUAAUUGAUACCUUUGUCUUAACAUCAGGUCCUCUAGAGCAGCUUGUAAACACUAUACAUAAUCUGUUUGAAGCUGAUUUAGAGGUUGGUUUGGACCUGGAUCCUAUCCAAACUUUAUCUAAAACAUUCAUAUCCUAUGCAGAUAGGAUGGCUAAAGUAGCCAGGUUCGUCUCAGCUUUAGCUACUGAUGAAAAGAGUCUUGAGAGUUUGGAAAACUCAGUUUCUUGCCUUCUGCGACUUAAGGAUGGAGUCGUACCACUUUUGCUGGAGCUUGAGGGAGAUUCAGUACAGUACCAUGGAGCUCUACAUAAACUGAUCAUUUUUCACCAGAAAUGGGAGGAAGAAACAGAGCAACUGCUGAAUGCAUUCUGUGACAUCAUAAACGUAAAGGAUUUCAUACACCUCUCUGUUCUGGAGAUGAAGCAUGAUUUGGAUAAGUGUGUAGAGGCCCAUAAAUCCCAGGACCAUCACCUUUUGAGCAAACAUUUAAGACUUCUGAUUGGUCGAAUGAGCCAGGUAGUUCAGUUUGUAAGAAGAUGUGUAGAUAAGAGUGAUGAUCCCAUCUACCGUAACGGAUUACUGGUACUUGUUAAGCAAGCUGAAAGAUCUCUAGCUGAAGUGACAGGGUAUGCAACAGACAUAUUUAACACCAAAUUUCAAGAUGAAGCGUUCCCUUUGUCAGCCAACAGCAUCACGUUGGCUAUAAAGAACUUUGAUGUUCUUCAUGAGGGUUUAGACGGUCUACAACACCCACAUCUGCUUAGUCCUCUAAGAGAAGGUGCUCGGCAGGUGGCUUCUACCCCACCAGUCCCUUCCAUCGAGGAGCCAAAAAAGACAACAAAUAAUGAGGCCAAAACAGAGAGUUUAGAUAAUAGAGAUGAAAAGGAAAAUUUAGCAAUUAAGCUUAAAGUAACAACUCCAGAAAAGAAACAUCAUGAACUUACCACAGUGCAUCAGCCUGAAAGCACAGAGGUAAAGAAGCCAUUAUCUGUAGACUCGAAAUCUGUCCAAAUGUCUCACAGUGCUGACUUGUUGCCUCUCUUAUACGAAGUGGUUAACAUGAGUAAAGAUAAAAACGUUGAAGCUUUAAACAUAGCUUGCACACGGAUUAUGGAACUUUCCACUUGUUAUACCCAGGCGACAAAGGAGGUUGCCAGUAUUGUAGAGGAAAAUGCUAAUCAGGAAAUGGAAACCCUUCGGUCUGAGCUAAUUACUCUGACACCACUACUUGUCCAGACAGCACAGGAAACAGCCAUGAGCUCAGUCAAGAUCAUAGAUACUGUCUAUAAACAUAGUGCUCAGUUUUCUGACCUCAUUAAAACCACACACAAUAUUCUGCUGCCAGUAACUGGCAUGUGGUAUCAUGCAAUCAAAGCAAUGAUUCAUAGCCACACAGCAAACAUGGUGGACAACUGCAUCCAAGAGCUCACGGAUGUUAUUUGUUUGUGUUCAGACACAGUUGAACUUGUGACAUCAGCUGAUAUUAAAGUGAGGAGCAGUGACAGUAAUGACAGCAUAACAUCUCUGUUAAGCAAGCUCCAAAAAGCCCAAACUAAUACAAAGAAUCUUACAGACCUCCUGGUCUCCAAAACAAGCCAGUCUGAUGGAUUUGAUGGACCUUGCAUCCUCUGGGCAUUAUCCAUCCAAGUUUUGUUAACCUCACUGGAUAGGAUUUUUGGAAUGGGUACCACUCAUGGAAGGGGACAGUUGAGCCAGCAUCAGAUGACACCUAAAAAAUGGUUUGCAACAAUGUCUGAGAACUCACUUCGAAUCCAAGAGGCAGCAAGGCUGUCUUCAUUAAACUGUACAGACAGCUGUAAAGCCAAACUCUUGAAAGAACGGGAUGAUGUGAAAGCGCUCAGUGAGGUCUAUUUACAGGCCACGGAUGACCUUGGUACUAUAUCCAGGUCAGGUGUUCUGAGACUUGCAAGAACAGAGCUUCUACAGAGACAGCUUCAGAUUAAAAUGAAAUCACUUUGUUGUGUCUUGAGCAAAGUUAAUGAGGAGUAUGUAACAGCAAUUCAAAACAUUAUCUCUUUGGCUUGUUCAGCAAUCAUAAAAAAAUGUUCCAUGGAAGCUGACGAAAUCCGAACACAGUUUGAUGCAACUGCUGAAGUUUUGCUGAGGAAUGUUAAAAGUGCCACGGAAUCUGUCCAAGAAUGUUUGAACUUCAUGAGGGACCCAAGAGAGCGGUCCAAUCUGAGAUUUAUCAGUGACCAUUUGUCAUUUCAGAUGUCAGAAAUAGUGAGUAGAGCAAAGUUAAUAAUGGAGACACAGACUGUUUCUGAGACUUUAAGCAUUGACAUUCAGACACAGUGCUGGUCAGCAAAAGCACAUUACCUUGUAGAAGAACUUUACAAAGUAGAUGGAAUUUUUCCUGUCACAAAAGAACAGAUCAAACUUGGCUUGCAGGGCAAAGCCUACAGUGGAGUUCUGCAGACUGAUAUAAAACAAAGCUCCAUCACAGAGACCACAAAACCUCCUAGAAAAGUCAUCUCUGAAAAAGCAAGCCGUGUAAACAUUCCUCCUGUGAGGAACCAGGAAUCAAAAAUGAGUAGUGCUAAAGUGCCAGUGUUCAGCUCUCUGGAUCCAUCUCUGGCCUACACUUCACUCUUCCUGAAACAAGAAGCAGAAAGGUGGGAUGUUCGUGGAAAUCAGAUUGUCAAGGUGACCAGAGAAAUGGCUGAUAAAAUCUAUGACAUGACCCAAUACUUAAAGAGGAAAGGGCCAAUUCAGAGUAAAGAUGCCUUUGUAUCAUCAGCUAAAGAUUUAGUCUUGAGCUGCCAGACUGUCACACAUUUUGUGAAGAUCAUAGCUGACCAUUGCCUGGAUCAACACUCUAAUAAGGAGUUGUGCAUAAUAGCUGAGCGGAUUGUCACCAUUACUAACCAGCUCACCAUUAUUUCCAGGUGAGGUAUAUCAAGGCAGACUUAUUACCUAUAUUGAAUCUAGGUUUUUCACAACUCUACACAUUUCAAGUCAUCAUACAUUUCAAGUCAAGUAGGGCAUCUAUGAUGUUUACAACAUACACUAUAUUGCCAAAAGUAUUCGCUCACCCAUCCAAAUAAUCAGAAUCAGGUGUUCCAAUCACUUCCAUUGCCACAGGUGUAUAAAAUCAAGCACCUAGGCAU